GCACACCUCGGCCGAUUCGUAUCUCAUCUAACCUCGGCUGUAUCAUGGGAAGCGCCAUUGGAACUACUUUUCCCAGCAGUAUAAAACCAAAAUGGCGGCCUCCAGUACACCGGUGAAAUGCUUGUACUUCUCUUCGGAUAUUCAAGCAUGUGUAUUGUGUGCGAAGAAAUUAACUAAACGAUUACACUGCUUAGGUAAAUUUAGAUUAACAAAACUGAAUUAUGUCAAAAUUAUUGAACAAUUUACAGGACAUGUACUUGAUCCGUCUUUAUUAUAUGAAAUGUAUGUAUGCGAAACGUGUGUGGGCAAGUGUCAAAGUUUCAUGGACUUUAGACGAAAGUGUGUAGACAGUAUUGAGAAUUUCGAAAGUACGCACAAACGUCUUAAACGUUUACCCAAAACUCCACCGUCGUCAUUACGACAUUCAGUGGCGGAGCAGAUAGAAAGCUCUGUGGAGAAAUUGAGAAAGUUAGAGUUAGGUGGAACAAAAAAAUCAAGACAAAAACUCUCAUUUGAGUCGUGCAGUGACACCCAAGAAUCAACUCAAGACCCCAUCAAUACAUCUGCACCUGACCAUAUUAAUUACUGCAAGUUCCAGCCAAUUAAUAUUGAAGAAAACGAUGCAGAUACUGAGACCAACCUUCUAGAUUUCUUCAAUAGCCAGGCAUUAUCGUCAUCAUCACCUUGCAGCAUGACAUCAACUAUAACAACGUCCCUUGAAAAUGUGUGCAAGGGAAGAAACAGUGUUCUUUUCAAGAAAGACCCAUUUAUGUUGAUGAACAAAAGCUGGAUGAGAGAAGUUUCCUCAGAGAUGAGUGAGAAGUGUUCAGAACUUUUCCAGAUAUUGUAUAAAUUAUAUGAAGUAUAUUAA
Molecule: messenger RNA, 871 nt
Organism: Magallana angulata
Lineage: Eukaryota; Metazoa; Mollusca; Bivalvia; Ostreida; Ostreidae
Exons: 1
Coding region: 92-871 (259 amino acids)
Cellular component (GO): nucleus
Molecular function (GO): zinc ion binding
Source: RefSeq, a predicted model, not a curated record